UGUAGUUCACCUCCCGCCCCGCACCGCCGACAACUUCCACAAAGUCAGCGAAACUCCAGACCCGCAGGGUUUUCACCCCGCACCUCCGCUCUCUCCCGGAACACUUAAUUUAUAUCUUUAAACUUCUGCCUGAUUCUACUGGUGUGAGAAACUCUUGACCCGCGUCGAGAUGUCUGUUCCGGUGGGCCAGACGACGACAACCAGGACCAUGUACCGGACCGUGAACGUCGCGUCGGAACCGACGACCGCCACGGUGAUCCAGGGCGGCCAGCUGUCCCCACUCCCCUACAGCAUGAACGGUUCGUAUGACACGGUGCGGUACCUGGUGCCGGUGCAACAGGCGGCCAUGCAGCAGCAGUCUGUCCUGGUGAUGCCGCAGAUGGUUCAGCAGAUGGUCCCGCAGAUGGUCCCUCAGAUGGUCUCUCCGGUCUACCUGCAGAGUUUACCCCGCUACAGCGUCAGCAGCCAGGAGGAGUCCGACGCCAUGUACCGGCAGUACAGCCUGUCCGAGAGCUUCAACGGGAAAUCUUCCUCUGUGUUCAGCCAGUCGUCCAGCCCCAUCAAGAGCCCAGAGCCAAGUGUGGAGGAGGUGGAAGAGCAGGAGGAGGAGGAAGAGGAGGUGGUGGAGGUGGAGGAGGUGGAGAUCGUCAACGUAAUCGAGCAGAAGCCGCCGCCGCCGCUGCCUGCAGUGAUCGAGAAGGUCGUCAAGACAGAGGUGAGAAGCGAGGUGAAGGAAGUGCCUCAGCCGACGAAGAUGGACACGCGCUUCUUCGGCGAGCUGCUGGCCGAGGUCUACAGGAAGAACUGCGACAUCCACUCCUGCAUCUCCGAGCAUGUGGCCAAGAUCCGCGGACGGAAACACCAGUUGGAUCCCAGCAACGACUACAAGAUGGAGAAAGAAGAGGUGGAGAGACUGAUCCCCAGAGGAGCAACUGAACUGACCAAACAACAGAUUCGCUACCUGCUCCAGACUCGUCUCACUGCGGAUAAGAGCAUGCGUCUCCUGCUGUCCACCUUCAGCAGCCUCAGAGAGGAGCUCAUCAACAUGUCAGAUGACCUCAGGCGUAUAGAGAGUGAGAAGGAGGUCUUGGAGAGAGAUCUGAGUUUUAAGACAGACCAGGCUCUGCAGUAUGAUCGCCUCCUGGAGGGUGUCAGAGAGAACAACAGACAGCUGCAGCUGUCCCUGAAAGAGAGCAGUGCCAACCAGCGCACCCUGGAGAGCCAGCUGAUGAGUGUCCGCAGCACCGACUCGAGUCGGGAGUUCAAGCUGAAGGAGCUGGAGGGGCGGCUGCGAGCGCUGGAGAAGGAGAAUGACAUGCUCAGGCAGAAGUUGGCAGGUCAGGCCAGCAGCUCCACCCUGCAGGUCAAGACAGAGGAGUUGUCCCGUCAGUACAACGAGCAGCUCAACUCCAUGCGAGAGGAAAAAGACAGGGAGCUGCAGAGCCUUCGGUCCCAGCUGACGAAGAUCCAGACGACGGUCACCACUGAAAGAUCGUCCACAGAGAAAAGUCUCCAGCUGAAGAUUUCAGAGCUGCUGGCCUCGCUGGAGCAGCGGCAGAGCAUCAUCAAGCGACAGGAGGAGGAGAUCAAGAAGCUGCUGCAGGAGAAGACUGACAGCUCCAAGAACGUCACCAAGACCAUCAUCACCAAGAGGUACAGGAACCAGUAUCCCAUCCUUGGUCUGCUGGGUGACGACUACCAGGCGACCUCGCCCAUCAAGGAGGCCAAGACCAUCGUCAUCGAAAGAACAGGAGAGAUUAUCAAACAGGAAAUCAUUACAACUCCUUAAAGACACACUGCUUCUCUCCGACAGGAAUGAAUGAACGACAAGAAGACGCAGACGUCACCCACCCUCCCUCCUCCCCUCUCCCUCUCCCCACCCUGCAUGCACCCCCUCCCCCGUCGCACCCAUCCCCUCCUCAGGGCUCCUAGGGUUGGUGGUGGUUCAAUUCCCUUUCCCCCCUAAAUUUGGGAUCAUUGGCUCAAAUCCUUUGUUUGACCAAAUUGGGUUUGUUUGGGCUGAUCAUUUUGUUUGGGCUUUUUGUAAAUGCACUGAAUAAACUGAUAAUCAAACAACAAUCUUAUUUUCAGCUGAUGCUGCUGACAAAGGGAAGGUGAAAAGGACUAGGUGGCAGGAAAGGAGCAUCCAUGACAGCUGGAAACUGGCAUCUGACACAAAAUAUCUGAAUCCCUUUGGUCUUUUCCUGUUCUCAGUUUUUGUCCCUGUUGGCCACCGUACCAUGAACCAACCAUAUCAAACCAAAAACAAUGGCUCCAUGUCAGUCAGGUUCCUGAUUGGCUACUUGUCACAGCAUCUCUGUAUAUAGCAGUGGCAAAGAUGGCAGAUAAAAACAAAGAUGUGGCCUGUAAUCUGGUGCAGAGGUCUGGCCAGGCAGGGCCCGCAGAGCAGACAGGUACGGCAAGCCAGAGGGUUCAGAUUGUGCAGUUUUGUUGUUUGUGCUUAUUGGCAUCAAGAGAAAAAUGUGAGAAACUUGUCAUGCUAGUGGAGAUAUUUUCUGUUAACAUUAUGAAGACAUCACAAGCUAGAUGUUAUGUCUAUAUACUGAAAAAAAAAAAACAAUGUUGUGCUGAAUAGUCAUUUGAGAGUGGCUUUACUGUUAAAAUGCAUUUUUAAAAAAUGAGAAAAUAUUUGAGAAUAAAUUGCUCUAUGAAAUGUAUUACACAGAGUAAUUUAAGAGGAGGUAAAUCAGAUCAGACAGUCACAUCAGGUAGAUGGUUCCAGGCUCUCACAGUGAAAAUCACUGUCUUUGUUUUUAUCCAUUCUAUCUGUGUUUCUCCACUCCCUGGAUUAUUAUCAUGACUUGAAUCUUUAUGUUGUCCCCAUGUGGUGACACAUAGUGGGUGUGGGGCCACCAAAACAUCACAAUGACCAUGACCAAAGCAAAAAAAAGUCUGUAUAUAUAGAUGAGUGAGCAGGUUUAACAGUAGAUUAUUUAUUUGAAUGUUUCUCACAGCAUUUGGUGGUAUCCACCUCUGAAAAACACAAUUUAGCUAUUUUUGCGAGAUGUUUCAGUGUAUUAUCCCAGGUAAGCCAAGGAGUACAUUGUGGAACCCAGUGCCAGCUUCCAGUUGUCAUGAGUGCACUUUUUAAUACGCUCCAGCAUGUAAGGUCAUAUUGUUAACAGAGCCACCAGCCGUGCCAGCCUUGGGGACGAGGAAGUGCAGGUGUUGUUGCGAUUACUGCUCCGCAUGUACAUUUUUGUUUGUUUGUUUGUUUGUUUGUUUUUCGAAAGUUGGGCAUGCUCAGUGAAUGUUUUCUCAGAUGAGACUGUUGAGCAGCCCUAUUUAAUAUGGUGUGAUGGAUUUUUUUUUUUUUU
Molecule: messenger RNA, 3338 nt
Organism: Myripristis murdjan (pinecone soldierfish)
Lineage: Eukaryota; Metazoa; Chordata; Actinopteri; Holocentriformes; Holocentridae
Gene: pof1b
Product: POF1B actin binding protein
Exons: 13
Coding region: 170-1789 (539 amino acids)
Biological process (GO): bicellular tight junction assembly; epithelial cell morphogenesis; actin filament organization
Cellular component (GO): bicellular tight junction; actin filament; adherens junction
Molecular function (GO): actin filament binding
Source: RefSeq, a predicted model, not a curated record